AUGCUAGCUAUGGAUAGAAACAUUUCUAUAUUACAUACUAUGAAUUCAGAUAUAGAUAAUAAUUUAACUGUAUCUUCAAUUGAUAGUAAUGAUGCAAGACAAAUUCAUAAUGCUAUUUAUAUGACAGAAAAUUUGGCUGAAUCACAACAUCUUGUUCCACAGAAAAGAAUUGAUAGAAAAGAUUAUCACAAAUAUAAUUUUAUAGAUCGUAGUUUAGAGAAAAUAAAAUUUUAUUGUGGUGGAUAUACAAGAUAUUUAAUAUUAUUAUUAUCAGUUUUAUGUAUGACUGCAGCAAGAAGUAAUGAAUUAGCAUUUAAUUUUAAUGUCAUAUGUAUGACUUCAAAUCAUUCAUUAUCUGAUUUGCAUGAACCUAUUGAAAUGACACCAAAUGAGAUGUCUGCAAUAUUUGCAGGUGGUGGUAUUGGUGCAAUAAUUAUGGUUAUUCCGGUUGUAUAUGCAAUUCAUCACCUUGGAGCAUUAACAGUUUUUUCAAUACUAUUAAUAUUAUCAUCUGUUGCUACAAUAUUAAUGUCAUUUGUUGCAAGAAUUGAUGUUUUAUAUAUGGUUCCAGCACGUAUAAUACAAGGGUUAGCAAUGGCUUCAGUUAUGCCAAUGAUGGGUGUAGUCUCAGCUAACUGGGCACCAUUAAAAGAAAUAGGAAAUUUUAUGACAUUAUUAUCAUCAUCAGGACAACUUUCACAACUUUUAACAAUGCCAAUGGCAGCACAUUUAUGUGUUGAAAAAGGAUGGGCCUCAGUAUUUCAUGCUCAUGGAUUUAUUUCAUUAUCACUGGUGAUACUUUUUGUUAUUUUUUUUAGAGAAUCACCAAGAAAACAUCCAUUAGUUGGAAGAGAAGAAAGAGAUUAUAUAACUGAAGGUUUAAAAAAACCUAAUAAAAAAGAUCGAACAAUACCAUAUGGUAAAAUAUUUAGAUGUAAAGCUAUAUGGGGUAUAUGGAUAUCAUUUUUGGCAAGUUCAUUUGGUUUUCAAGUAUUUUUACAAUUUAUGCCAACAUAUUUAAAUAAAGUAUUACAUGUACCAAUACAUCAAACAGGAUUUAGUGCAAUAAUUCCAGCAAUAUGUCAAUUAGUAGCUAAAUUAAUAGUUGGUGUACUUUCAGAUAAAAUAACAUUUAUUUCUGAACGUUUAAAAUUACAAUUAUUUAAUACAAUUGCAUUAGUUGGAUGUGCAUCAUUUCUUUUACCACUUGGAUUUCUUCAUCAUUCACAAUCAUCAUUAGCUUUAUUUCUUUUUACAGCAGCAAUAAGUUGUCUUGGAUUAAUUGCUGUUGGUGCCAUGAAAUCAGCAACACUCGUUGCCAGAAGUUUUACACAUUUUGUAAUGGCUAUAAUUCAAUUAGUUAAUUGUAUUGGAAUGCUUUUAAUUCCAAUCAUUGUAUCAUAUUUUGCUCCAAAUAAUACAAUUGAAGAAUGGAGAAAUGUUUUUAUUGUUAUAUUUAUUAUACUUAUUCUUGGAAAUGGAAUUUUUGUUUCUAUUUGUUCUGCUACACCUGAGUCAUGGGCAUUUAUGAGAACAGAAUCACAACCACAAUCUAUUCUAAAAGGCCAAUUGAAAUGUUUUAUUCAAAAACAAAAUAAUCUUAAAGAAGAAAUAUAG
Messenger RNA from Strongyloides ratti, 1617 nucleotides. RefSeq names its product Major facilitator superfamily and Major facilitator superfamily domain, general substrate transporter and Major facilitator superfamily domain-containing protein. Gene Ontology annotation, biological process: transmembrane transport. Gene Ontology annotation, molecular function: transmembrane transporter activity. NCBI's taxonomy places the organism in Eukaryota, Metazoa, Nematoda, Chromadorea, Rhabditida, Strongyloididae. Bases 1 to 1617 code for a protein of 538 amino acids. The transcript has 2 exons. The record is from RefSeq and is a predicted model, not a curated record.